This is a messenger RNA of Paramecium tetraurelia, 1620 nucleotides long. RefSeq lists its product as uncharacterized. The transcript is spliced from 5 exons. The record is from RefSeq and is a predicted model, not a curated record. Lineage: Eukaryota; Ciliophora; Oligohymenophorea; Peniculida; Parameciidae.
AUGAUCAGCAAACUAAUUAUAUGGUUUAAAAAUCUCAGAAUGAGUAACUAGAUAAUAAUACUCAACUUCUUUAUUAUUUUAUUUGCUGUGUUUGCAACAAUAGCGACAGCAUAUGUUUAAUAAGCAAUAUUUUUCACAUACAUUUAGGAAUUUGAAUCAGCAUUAUCAUUGAAAUAGGAAAAAGCUAUUGUAAAUAACAUCUCUAGAAAACUAAGUCUUUACAUUCAAUUGAAAAAUUACCAAACAAUUUUAAAUUUAUAGCACUCUCAAUAGAUGAUUACUAGAUUCAUAUAAAUUAGUUUUAAGAUUGUAUCGAGGAAGAGGAAAUUCAACAAGAUUAUAUUGUUUAUAAUUCAGACAUCAUCUGCUAAACGUUAUAAACAAAAUAAUAUGAUAGUCAAGGAAUGCUACUCAAUAAAACUCUUGCAUUACUAACUCCUUUCACUUAAUUAUUUACAGGUGGAGAAGAAAAUAAAAUAUCAUUUAUUGAUGUACCAAAUAAUUAAAUAUUUGCUCUAUUCCCAAAAAUGUACAAACCUUGGUAAGCUUCAAUUAUAUUUCAGGUAUAAGAACCAUAUUGCCCAAUAUUAAAUUUAACCCAGUUAAGAUUAUUAUUACUCUCCAAUCUACCUCUCAGCUCGAAAUUUCAUGCCAUAUUUCGCCUUAACCUAUUCCUUGAUUAUUAACUAAACUUUAUUUGGAAUUACAACCUAAUUAUAGGAAGUAUCUGAUAAGAACAUCCAGAAUAUACCUUUGAGUAUUUUUUUGGUCAAUUCCAAUGGGGACAUUAUUUUAUCUACUUUGCCUACUAUUUCUUAAAUUAAUUUACUUAUUACAAUAACUAAUCAAACUUAUACUGGAUUUAAUAAAACAGAUUGGGAAUUAAUAUAAGUUAAUUCUAAAUAGAAAACAUCAUAAGAAAGCUCUUUCUAUCUUGAGAACAAACUAUACAACAGAAUUGUCUUUGUGAAUGCCGUCAGCUUUGAAAAAGAAAAUCUCACUUUAAUAGUUUUUAAAAAUGUGACCUACGAAAUAGAAAGUGGUUAAAAAAUUCAAGAUCAAGUUGAUAAUAUGAAGAUAGAAAUGAUCAAAGAUUUAUAAAUUUAUUUAGGAAUCUCUAUAUUCUUAGUAAUAUUAACCACUACCUUAAUAAGAUAUAUAUCAGCUCCUUUAUUAAAUUUGAUUAAAGUGAUUAAUAUUCAUAUAAGAAAAAUUGGAAAUAAUUUAAAUUCAGAAUUAUUUAAAAUGAGUUUUAAAAGUUAAAAGCAAACAGAUGUCUUUUCAUCACUUACAUAUCAAUUCUUAGGUUUGAAAGAGUUGUAGAGCAAAAGAUCAGAAAGAAAAAAUUAAAUUUGCCAAUAAAUUGAAGAUAUAAAAUACAGUUUUUAAUAUUAAGAAAUAGAUUGUUCUUCAAUUAAAGAAUCAAUCUUACUUCUCCCUAGUUAAGACUUAGAAGAUUUUCGUUAAAAUAAUUCAUUAUUGAAACCUCUUCUUUUAAGAAGUUUUUCAUAAAAAAAGAUGUGGGUUAGUACUGAAGAUUAAACAUUAUAUAGAUAAAUCCUCAUAAAAUAGAUAUUUUAGCAACUCUUUUAAAAGAAUAGUUCUCUCAAGAACUUUUGA